UGUUGAUAUUUCUUUAUUCAUAUGUCGUAUUCUCGUUGUGCCUCCCACUCCGCACCUGAAGGCAAUGGGUGGUAUGAUGCAUCUCCCAUAGCACUGAAGCAGUUCAUUGGCAGCUUGUUCAAUGAAGCGAGUCGUAGCUCCCAUUUGACUCGCUCUCCAAAUAACGUUAUUCAUGGACUCAUUUCUCCUCACGCUGGUAUUUCAUAUUCGGGAAAGACAGCUAGCGCGGUCUACUCUAAAUUGUAUGAUUAUCUUUAUGGUGGUGGCAACCAAACAAAGCGCAUCUUCAUUAUGGGCCCCUCCCACCACAAAGGGUUUAAUGGUGCAGAAGUUUCUCAUGCCUCAGCGUAUGAAACACCCUUCGGCCCCGUCUCGGUGGACAUCACGACUGCCGCGGCGGUUUUAGGGAAGUUUUCCCAGGCCGGUAUUCCAGCCAACUGGACAACGAAACAGGUGGAUGAGGAGGAACACUCCAUCGAAAUGCAGCUUCCCUUCAUUUCCUACAUUUUGCACUUUCCUCAGGGCCAGGCGCAGGCGGCAGCAGUGUCGCGGGUGAGUAUUGUGCCCAUAAUCAUCGGCUGGACUGACAGAGGGCUCGAAGAGCGAAUGUCGGACGCACUUCAGGAGUAUCUAAACGAUCCCAGCAACGUGUUUAUCUUAAGUUCUGAUUUCUGCCACUGGGGCUCCCGCUUUCGGUAUACUUACCACUAUCAGCGAGACACCUAUCCCAAUAUCGGCGAGGCCAUCAUCGCUUUGGAUCAUCGAGCGAUAAGCCUGCUCCACAACAAGGAUAUCGACGGCUGGUAUGACUACUUGGAACAAACCAACAAUACCAUUUGUGGGAGAAAUCCAAUUGGAAUUGGGUUGAAUGCGUGGGUGAACAAGCUGGCAUCUAAAGUGACCGUGGAUUUUGUUAGCUAUUCGCAGUCUAACAAGUGCCAGAACGCAAAGGAUUCAUCUGUCAGCUACGCUUCCGCACUGAUUUAUAGUUAA
Molecule: messenger RNA, 993 nt
Organism: Phytomonas sp. EM1
Lineage: Eukaryota; Euglenozoa; Kinetoplastea; Trypanosomatida; Trypanosomatidae
Source: the annotation of a GenBank genome assembly